Molecule: messenger RNA, 1248 nt
Organism: Lottia gigantea (owl limpet)
Lineage: Eukaryota; Metazoa; Mollusca; Gastropoda; Lottiidae
Exons: 4
Biological process (GO): fatty acid transport
Cellular component (GO): nucleus; cytosol
Molecular function (GO): fatty acid binding
Source: RefSeq, a predicted model, not a curated record
CGAACUCGAAGCAGGUCACGGUUGAUUGCAGACUCUUUCUUUGACUACAGUUUACAGGAAUAAUGGCAGCCGCAAUUAAAAAUUUUGAAGGAAAAUGGAAUAUGGUCGAUUCGACAAAUUUUGAUGAGUACAUGAAAGCCGUCGGUGUUGGAAUGGUCAUGAGGAAAUUAGCAGGAACAGCAAAACCCCAACAAGAUAUAAAGGUAGAGGGUGAUGAUAAAAUCAGUAUUACUACCUCCACUACGUUUAAAUCUACUGUAAUAGACUUUUCCCUCGGCAAAGAAUUCGAAGAAACUACUGGAGACGGUAGAAAAGUGAAGUCUGUAUGUACAGUAGAUGGUAAUACUUUAAAACAUGAAUCGAAAGCACAGACCGAGGAUGAGCCUGAUACCACCAUCACUAGGGAAUUUAACGGCAACGAUAUGAUUAUGAUUUUAAAAGCUAAAGAUGUAACCUGUACUAGAAAAUAUCAACGACAAGAAUAAACAACUUAGUUUUAUAUUUUAAUAUUUUAUCUUUCCAAAUAUAAUUGGAACUAAAAUACAGCUGUAGAUAUUUUGUUUCAUUUAUUUUCUAAGGGUUCGGCAUCAAUUCUACUAUUCUGGGUCUGAAACCCACAGGAAAAUAGUGAAACAAAUUAUCUAGAACUGUUUUUAUUGUAUAUAUACCAAAGGUCAAUUAGUCUGUUUAAAAUAGCUCUGAAUCAUUUAUUUUCUGAGUGAUACUCCAUCCAUUCUAGGUCAGAGAAAAGCCAAAAACUUAGCAUGAAUGAAGUUACAUAGGAAAAUACUGAAACAAGCUCUCGAUAUUUUGUUUAUUUUCAUAAUCUUAUUGUGGAUUUGUUUCACCAAAAAACCUUCCUUUAAAAUUUUGUCGGAAAUAUGGUAAUUCUCAAUGUAAAAUUUCACAUUUACAACAAAUUCUUAUCUUGAGAUUUUUUGUGAUAUUGGCUCUAGAUAGUACACCAUUUUAAAAUCUUGAAUGAAUGAAGUAACACACAGAAUAUGAACAAAACAAAAUGUAGAUAUUAAGUUUCAUUUAUUUUCAGUGGGUUAUUCAUUCAUUCUCUAUUUAACAACAUCCUUAAGAAAAGAAUUAGGGAGUUACCCACAGAAAAUAAACAAAACGAAAUAUCUUCAGCUAUAUUUUAAUCAGAUGAAAUAAAACGUAAUUCAUUUAUAAAUCACGUAAACAAAUCUAGGGCCUGGAUUCAUCUUCAAUCUUACCAUCAAACGAUCGAAUUUCAUC